CAAAAAGACUUGCUCAAGUUAGAGCUUGCAAAAGACUAUGUCAAUUUUUAUAGCCAUAUACAACUACAAAAUCUAGGAACUUUAGUAUUACAUGAAUCAUUUGAUAAAGAUGACUCUUGA
Messenger RNA from Dentiscutata heterogama, 120 nucleotides. The record is from the annotation of a GenBank genome assembly. NCBI's taxonomy places the organism in Eukaryota, Fungi, Glomeromycota, Glomeromycetes, Diversisporales, Gigasporaceae.